AUGGCGAAUAAUGUGCUCGCCGCAAUGAUCAUGAUUGCCAUUGCCUCUACCAUCUUUGCCAUUUUGGGGAUCUACAUCGCAAUUUGUCGAACAACUUUAGGGAAGGAUGACGGUCACUGUCUUCUGUGGGGAAUUGGGCAAUGCAUCUACGGUCUCAUUGCCAUCGUCACCGGCGGCUAUGUAGCCGACCACGUGCAAGGCUUUCAAUCCUUGAUUGCAACAGUUAUAGAACUUGACGAUCUGCCGUACUACGAAAUUACCUACUACGGGAGUGCUGGACAGGCUGCUUACGGAGCUCUGGUGAUCAUCCUGUUCAUUGCUCUUUUAGCGAUUGUCUUAUAUGGCAAAUCGCGCACGGCACCCAUCGGACCUGCAAGUUGA
Molecule: messenger RNA, 381 nt
Organism: Penicillium malachiteum
Lineage: Eukaryota; Fungi; Ascomycota; Eurotiomycetes; Eurotiales; Aspergillaceae
Exons: 1
Coding region: 1-381 (126 amino acids)
Source: RefSeq, a predicted model, not a curated record